Molecule: messenger RNA, 5426 nt
Organism: Danio aesculapii
Lineage: Eukaryota; Metazoa; Chordata; Actinopteri; Cypriniformes; Danionidae
Gene: angpt1
Product: angiopoietin 1
Exons: 9
Coding region: 307-1848 (513 amino acids)
Biological process (GO): angiogenesis; Tie signaling pathway
Molecular function (GO): receptor tyrosine kinase binding
Source: RefSeq, a predicted model, not a curated record
UCUCACGGUCACACACACACACAGAGCGAGCGUCAGGGGAGGUCUGACACACACACAGUCCAUGCUACAUCUUCAUGGACACACUCUUCAUAAUCUUCAUUUCCUCAUAAGCAGCAGCAGCAGCAGCAGUUCACAUGCCAGAUUCUCAACACUCCAGUUUCUCCCUGCUGAGUGGCUGACGGGAUCAACAAUGCGUCCGGACGUGAUCCCCACGUGCCCGUCCCGGCAUCCACACUCAUUCUGAUUCAACAUUUUAGAUUGUUUCUGAUUAUACUUGUGAGCUUUCCAUCCCAUCGGGCUCCUGCCAUGUGGUGGGGUUGCUUGUUUCUGGCAGCGCUGCUGGUGGUUGCAGAUUGUGGAGGAGUUGAGCAGAAAACAGACGGACUCCGGAGCUCCACGCCAAAAUCCAACAGCAGCAGCGGCCGGAGAUAUCAUCGGAUCCAGCAUGGACAGUGCAGCUACACUUUCAUCCUCCCGGAGAGCGAUGGAAACACUUGCAGAGAGUUUAAAUCGGGCACGCCGUACAAUGCCAAUGCAUUACAGCGGGACGCUCCUCAACCCGAAGCCGACUUCUCCAACCAGAAGAUCCAGCAGCUGGAGCACGUCAUGGAGAACUACACACAGUGGCUACAGAAGAUUGAGAACUACAUCAAAGACAACAUGAAGACGGAGAUGGUGCAGCUACAACAGAGCGCCGUCCACAACCACACGGCAGCCAUGCUGGAAAUGGGCACCAGUCUUCUGUCCCAAACGGCAGAACAGACGCGAAAACUGACCGACGUGGAGACACAGGUUUUGAAUCAGACAUCGCGGUUGGAAAUUCAGCUGCUGGAGAAUUCGCUGUCCACCAAUAAGCUGGAGAAGCAGCUUAUGAUACAGAUCAAUGAAAUCAACAAGAUUCAUGACAAGAACGGGUUUCUGGAGGAGAAGAUGCAGGAGCUGGAGGAUCGGCACCGGCAGGAGCUGGAGUCUCUGCGGAUGGAGAAAUCUGACCUGCAGGCUCUGGUCAGCAGACAGAGCUCAGUGAUCCGUGAGCUGGAGAAUCAGCUGAGCAGAGCCACCGGAAACAGCACAGCACUGCAGAGACAGCAGCAGGACCUGAUGGAGAGCAUGCGCAGCCUCCUCAGUCUCUGUGCUAAAGACGCCGCUACAGCAGUGGUGCCGAACAGCACCAAGCAGGCUGAUGAGGAGCGAAAGUUUCGGGAUUGUGCUGAUCUUUAUCAAGCAGGCUUCCAGAAAAAUGGAGUUUACACCAUCAAUAUUAGCCCACAAGAGACCAAAAAGGUGUACUGUGUGAUGGAGUCUGCAGGCGGAGGCUGGACGGUGAUCCAGAAGCGUGAAGACGGCACUGUGGAUUUCCAGAAAACAUGGAAAGAAUAUAAGAUGGGUUUUGGAAGCGUGUCGGGCGAACACUGGCUGGGAAACGAGCUUGUGCAUGUUCUGACCAAUCAGAGGCAGCAUGGCCUCCGGGUGGAGCUGAGCGACUGGGACGGACACCAGGCCUUCUCUCAGUAUGACAGCUUCCACAUCGACAGCGAGAAACAGAAAUACAGGUUGUUUUUGAAGACGCACAGCGGGACGGCGGGACGGCAGAGCAGUUUGGCCAUCCACGGAGCAGACUUCAGCACCAAAGACGUGGACAAUGAUAACUGCACAUGCAAGUGUGCACUGAUGCUCAGCGGCGGCUGGUGGUACGACGCCUGCGGGCCGUCCAACCUGAACGGUGUGUAUUACAGACAAGGACAGCAUGUCGGAAAAUUCAAUGGAAUCAAAUGGCACUAUUUUAAAGGCCCCAGUUACUCUCUGCGCUCCACCGUCAUGAUGAUCCGACCGGCCGACUUCUCAUAGUCCUCCUCAAAAUAUUACCAAAUGUGUUGCAUUUGUGCACAAGACUUUAUCAGCAUGCAAAUACUGCAGCAUUGUUUGGUGAUAGCAGGAAUCCUGUGAAAAAGAGGCUGUCCUGUCACCUUCCUGAGCCUGAGUGGGAAUCGGCAUGUGUCCCGGAGCUUUUAUUUUUACAUAUCAGAGGUAUGAACUGAAGUGCAUUCACUUGUCACUCAGGACUGUUAAUGCAGCACUUCAGCAAGUGAACUCCAGCCGACAUGCGCACUUCCAAGAGAACUUAACGCAGCUUGAAUGCCCUCCAAUAACCUAAAGGGACCUAUUAAUGUUAAAUACAAACGUGUUGCACAGAUAUAUUUGGGUUGUGAUACAUUAGUUCACAUUUUUUUAUUCUAUUUUCUACAUUAAUCCUGUCAAAGACGUGAAGAAAACCAUUGCAUGCAGCAUUAAAGGUGACUUUCAGAGCUAUUUACAAGGAAUGUUUUUGUUUUUUCUACGUCCUCCAGCCUGACUGUGUUGAAUACUGAGUGUGCGAACUGCAAUUUAUUAUUGACUUUGAACUUUGGUACACUUUUAAGCAUGCCAUGGCUUUUGGCAAAGCAUGCCAAAGAUCACAGCUAUUAAAGAGGUAAUAUUGAUCUAAUAUUAACAGCAAAGCCAAUGACACAUGUACCGGUGCAGUGUUAUGCAUAUAAUAAUGUUUUAAUUCAUCCAUACCGUCAGAUUUUGUCAUGUUAAGAAUGUUUUCAAAGCAGUGUUAUUCAUAUCAAUGAGUUUGCAUCAUAUUGUCCUUAAACCGAAGACUGCAGUGUUGUUGAAUUAUUCUGAAAGACUAGGUUUAAUUUGUUUCGUUGGUUUAUUUCAAACUAUGUUUUUGCAUACGGCUAAACCAUCUUUCUUCAUUUUUAUGUGUAAACAUGUUUGAUUGUUGUUGUUGUUGUUGUUGUUGUUGUGGGUGUUGCUGCUUGUUUCCGAUUUUACUUUAGCAUUAUGUGCUGUUUUUAACAUUCGCAUGCACAAUAUGGAUCUAAAGUGAGCUGAAUGAGUUUGAGAGAAAUUAACUUCAUCAUCUAGUGCUCCUUUUGAAUUUUUUCUUUCUUUUUGAAUACAGAUUUCUGUGCCAAAAUUUAUGAAAAUCAAAAGUUUCAAACAUUGUUUAUAACAACCCAGGCGCAUUGUGGAUACAUACCCCAGUCUACAUUUCUGGAGAACUCGAAAAAUGUACUCUGAGGUAUGUUUCCUUGCAUUUCUGGAGAUCGUGGAAAAUGUACGGAGGUAUUUUUCCCCGCUCUGUGUGCUUUUUGACCAUCUCAAAUGAGUUUGCGCAUGCUCUUCUUUAGGGAUGUGAACCAACACUAGUCUCACGGUUCGGUUAUGAUUGUCAUGCCAUCAGUUCGGUUCUACAUUGACAAUGCUUUCCAUAUACAGUACAAUUUGAUAUUUUACUUAACAACACAAUAAUUCCUGUGUUAAAAUUUAUGAUUUAUAAAUAUAUUUAUAUUUAUAUAUUAUUUGUAAAACAACUUUGUCCUUUAACACAAGCAGUCAGAUACAGUUGAAGUCAAGAUUAUUAGCCCCCCUUUUGAUUUAUUUUUAAUUUUUUUUAAAUAUUUCCCAAAUGAUGUUUAAUAGAGCAAGGACAUUUUCACAGUAUGUCUGAUAAUAUUUUUUCUUAUGGAGAAAGUCUUUUUUGUUUUAUUUUGGCUAGAAUAAAAGCAGUUUUCAAUUUUUAAAAAGCAUUUUAAGGUCAAAAUUAUUAACCCCUUUAAGCUAUAUAUUUUUCAAUAGUCUACAGAACAAACCAUCAUUAUACAAUAACUUGCCUAAUUACCCUAACCUGCCCAGUUAACCUAAUUAACCUAGUUAAGCCUUUAAAUGUCACUUUAAGCUGUAUAGAAGUGUCUUGAAGAAUAUCUAGUCUUAUAUUAUUUACUGUCAUCAUGGCAAAGAGAAAAUAAAUCAGUUAUUAGAGAUGAGUUAUUAAAACUAUUAUGAUUAGAAAUGUGUUGAAAAAAAUCUGCUCUGAGUUAAACAGAAAUUGGGGAAAAAAUAAACAGGGGGGCUAAUAAUUUAGGGGGGCUAAUAAUUCUGACUUCAACUGUAUAUGAACUGUACCUUUAAUAUUACCAGCUCAAAGAAAACACUCUCUUUGAAUGUAUCAAACAAAACUAAAGUACAUGCACAGAACACCAUGAGCAUUUAUAGCAAAAAAAUAUUGUAAAUAUCAUCCCGCUUGUUUGUUUGAGCGUUGUUGAGCGAGUUCUUAAAUGCCUGUUUGGUCACGUGCUCAACACAAAAGGCUGCGAUUGGCUCUAAUGGUCACCGCUGCUCUGGCGCUGUUCAGCAAACAGUGACACAGAUACUGUAGUUAAACGGCCGCGAUGAUCAGCUGAUCUAUUAUAGAUGGUGAUGCGGUGGAGAAAACUCACUCUGCAGAUGCGCUUGUGUGUGGAUUCAAAAGUAACGUUAUUGUUGUAAUAGCUGAGAGAGGAGAUAAAACGUUACCUCACAAACACGCCAGCAAGUCAAAGAGGCCACAGAGAGUGAGAGAGAGAGAGUUUACAGCUUUUAUUUUCUCCUUUACUGGGUGCUGAUGUACUUCCCUGUUAGUGAAAGAUUGUCCAGCAAAAUCACAUGCAGUGAAUUGUGCACAGUUAUCUGCUUGUAAAGUAGUUGGAGUGUUUUAAUUACUCGCGGUCUCCUCCCUCGCCAUAGUAAGCUAGCGCCAUAUAACACAUAUUUGAUAAAUGACGUCUGUACAUAAUAACUGGUUAUGAAUAUUACUGAAUUGAUACUGAAUUGUUUGUGUAUGCAUCGCGGUGCAUUGAAGAAACUAUUAAUUUUGACACCCCUACUGUUCUUUUUAAAAUCCACCAGAGGGCACAACAACACACACUCUCUUCAGUCGAUGGGCUUGUUGUCGACUGACUAACCGACUGACCCACCCACUCCCUACCCUAAACCCAAACAAUAUUGUUUUCAAAAGAUAAUUUAGAAAAAGAAAAGCCAUCGCGGCUGCGUGAUUUUACCAUGUUUUCUGAUUUAUUUACCACGUUUUUGGCCUGUUGUUUAUUUAUUUGCAUUUGUUUUACCUGGGGCGACACUGCAAGAAGGCCGCUGGUUCAAGUUUCGACUGGGUCAGUUGGUGUUUCUUUGUGGAGUUUGCAUGUUCUCCCCGUGUUGAUAACAUGCAUGAAUGAAUGAAUGAAUUAAUUAAUUAAUGUUUUACCUGGUUUCUGGAACCUUUCUUUACUGGACUUGUACUCCUACCAUGGCAGUGAGUCACCAGCCAAAUUGUUAACACCAGAAAAGCCAUCCACACGGAGAUAAGCGGUUAGCCGGUAGCACGAAAAGGCGUCAUACCAUCACCUAGCAUUAAUUUUUACAGACAAAAUGAAGCCAAAGAUACCUUGAAGUGCAUAUUUUGUGCUUUCCAGAAAUGUGACCUGGGGUACAUAUCCACAAUGAGCCUGUGUUGCUUUAUAAAGUAUGACAGAGAUAUAAACAAUGAUCUAUGGGGGGAAAAAAACUAAUGAAAACCUCAAAAAAUAAAUGAUAACUAGAUUUAUUUCGCAAUUUCAGUA